UGAUCAGGUCACGUGAUCACACGCCCACACUUUUCAAACGCCAUGUUGCAGAUCUUUUCAGUUCAGUUUGAGUGAUUACCUCCCGCAGAUUCUUCAGUCCUAGAUUGAUACAGGACUGUCUCUGAGAUGACUGACACCAUGGAAGUUGAGAUGGAGACGGCUACUACAAAAGAAGCCAUCGAUGACGCGUCCAGUAAAGAGGAGCCAGAUGAAUCAGGGCCACACAAACCCAGGAGCAGGUUAUUUCCUGGGGAAAUCAUUGAAGGAAAACGAGAGAAGAAGACAGUCCAGAGACUUAAUAUGCAGAUGGGUAAACCAAAAGAAAAGCUGAAAGUUGAGAGUAUAGGCCAUGGGGACAAAUUGGGAGACAUUGCUCGUGUCAAUCACGCCAUCGGAAAGCUCAAAGCCCCACAGCUGAAACCGCUUCACAAGAUUCUGUAUGAUCGACCGGGAGCAGUAUCUUCCCUAAGGAAACACUUGAGAUUGUUCAAUGGAUUUCCAUUCGAAAUCGACAGUGACCCUUACAACAAGAAGAAGGAAAAAGUGCUGAAGCUCCCUAAAAUACAACUCAGGACUAUUUGUCAAAUUCUUGACCUUGAGAGAAGCGGGAAUCAAAGUGUUUUGGUUGAUCGGAUCAUGCAUUUUCUUAUAAACCCCACAAAUUCAGGCAAGCCAGUAAUCCUGAAAAAGAAAAAAAAGAAGAAAAUUAUGAAAGAUGCCAAACGAGAGAAGAAAAUUUCAUCUAAGAGCAAGCAGCAGCAGUUAGAAAGUGGAAAGUCGAAAGCUAUCGUUACUGAUUCCAGCAGCGAUGAAGCUGAUGAAGAAGAAAAUAAAAGUAAAAACGAGGACGGUGAAAAGUCAGACAGUCAAAAACACGACAGUGAUGAAAGCAUUUCUGAAGAAGAGGAGAACAUUGAUUCAGACGAAGGUUCAGAAGAUAAGGAUGAAGAGACCUCAAAGUCAAAUAAACCCAGUAGUAAAAAGAAACCCACCACCAAGAAGGCCAACGACUCUGACCAGGUUGUAUCAGAUGAAGAUGAUGACGAUGAUGAGUCUGCUGAAGGCACACCUCCAAAAAAGGUUAAAAAGAAACCAGUUACCCAGAAGAAAGUGAAGGCCAAGCCUAUUCCGAAAACAAAGAAAGCAGACAGCAGUAGCAACAGGAAAAGAAAUGCUGCAAGGAAGACCAAUAUGAAGAUUGAAAGCUCAGAUGAUGAUGAAGAUGAUGAACCACUAAUCAAGAUGAUUAAAAAGCCACCGAGCAAUGAACAGUUGAAGUCCGCUGUCAACGACCUCCUGAAAAAUGCAAACCUGGAGGAAGUGACAAUGAAGCAGAUUUGCCAACAGGUUUAUGACCUUUAUCCAGACUUUGAUCUGACAGCCAGGAAAGACUUUAUCAAGGAGACAGUGAAGAGUUUAAUAUCCUAACAGGAGGAGGCCAUUCUUUAUUUGAAGAACAGUGUGCAGAGUUACAGAAGAGUGUGUAUAGUCAUCCUAUUUUCAUAAAUACAUUUGUUCAUUAUUUUGUCUUUUUAUUAUAUUUUUUUGCAGAAUUAUCUAAUGUUUGUGCAUCCGUUUUGUAUAGCUUUAUAUUUGAGAAUACACCGCUAAUUUUGUAUAGUACAUGUACAUUUAUAUUGUACAUCACAUUUUACCCCCAAUAGAUUUUGAUGUACAUUUAUUUUUACUGUUAACGAAGCAUCUGACUUUGAUCUUAAAAAGUUUGAUUGCCAAUUUUGUAGUUGAUCGAUGUACAGGUAUUCUGUUUUCCCCAUUUUUGUUCAACAUGUGAUCUGUUGUGGGUUUUUUUAGGUUUUUUUUUUUUUUGUUUUUUUUUUUUUAGUUUACAUUUUUGUUAUUUAUUGCUUUUCUUAUUCUAGAAAUGGUGCAGGGAGAGAAAUCAAAUUUACACAAAUUUCCCUUGAUUAUAAAAGUUGGUGUGCAAAUUUAAAAUUUUUCGCUAUAGCUAAUUAGAAGCUUAUGACCAUUAAUUUAGAAUCAAGCAAAAUACAUGCUGAAAUCAUCACACAGUCAACAAUAACAUUUUGAGCUAUGUGAUGUCAUCUAUAAAUAAUUUCACAUUUGAAGGGGGAAAAACACCACAAGUGAGUGAUUUGUGAUUCAAAAUGGCUGCCAUUACAGCUUUCAGCUAUGUGAUGUACUUUUGUCUAUUAUUUGGACAACAGUAGGUCAUCUGGUUGAUAUUCAGUUGGUUGGAGGGAAGUUUAUGAUGAUUUCAGGAUAUGAUUGGCUUGCCUUAUCAUUUGCAUUUAAGUGUAAAUUUGAUUCCCAGACUCGUCCUUUAAAACUCUGUUUUAUUGUGUGAAUGAAUUGCAUAUGUUUUUGUUUGAUUUAUAUGUCUCUUAUUUUAUAUAUGUGUUUUGGAUAUAGUUCAAUGAUAUUAAGUAUUUUCCUCUGCAGAUUAUGUUUACAAUUCUUGUUUGACUUUCUGGUAUGAACAGGCAAAUAACUGCUCAAUUAACACGGCACAUCAGAGAUGGAAUGCUAGCAUGUAAAUAUCUUUUUUUUUUUUCUUUUUUUUUUCUCUCCUCUUUUUAAAAAAAAUAAUAAUAAUAAUAAUAAACUGGUUUUAUAUUUAACAGGACACAUUUUCAGUAGCAAACAAAUUAACAACCUACUGCCAUAUGUGAUUCAAAAUUACAUUCUUAAUUAAGGUAUGCGCUUCUUUACUAGGUAUGUGUAAAGAAUUGUCAUAAAUGAAACAAGGAAAUAAAAAGGUUUAUUUUUAUUUA
This is a messenger RNA of Ictalurus punctatus (channel catfish), 2753 nucleotides long. RefSeq names its product DEK proto-oncogene (gene dek). Gene Ontology annotation, molecular function: DNA binding; histone binding. The transcript is spliced from 11 exons. The coding region runs from base 127 to 1428 and encodes 433 amino acids. Lineage: Eukaryota; Metazoa; Chordata; Actinopteri; Siluriformes; Ictaluridae. Gene Ontology annotation, biological process: regulation of double-strand break repair; chromatin organization. The record is from RefSeq and is a predicted model, not a curated record. Gene Ontology annotation, cellular component: nucleus.